AUGUUUUGGUUCGUGACAUUUCGCAUAUCCGUGAAUCCACUCACCUCGAGUUGGAGGCUGCAGAAUUCGGAUGUGGAGACACGACACGCCCGAGCGCUGCCGGCCAGCCUCGCGGACUGCGCGCCGAGCGCCGGCACCCGCCUCGCCAGGGGGCGCGCGCACAAAGCUCACCUCCCGCUCUCAUCGAUCCACCCUUCGUCCCACCGCUGCAUCCCUACCUGA
Molecule: messenger RNA, 222 nt
Organism: Arctia plantaginis
Lineage: Eukaryota; Metazoa; Arthropoda; Insecta; Lepidoptera; Erebidae
Source: the annotation of a GenBank genome assembly